Molecule: messenger RNA, 3155 nt
Organism: Mustela lutreola (European mink)
Lineage: Eukaryota; Metazoa; Chordata; Mammalia; Carnivora; Mustelidae
Gene: CFAP418
Product: cilia and flagella associated protein 418
Exons: 6
Coding region: 335-958 (207 amino acids)
Cellular component (GO): cytosol
Source: RefSeq, a predicted model, not a curated record
CGGUGUCGUGUGACUGUGAUUACAACCUGGGCCCAGGAGGGGGAGAUAGGCCAAAACACGCCAAUCUGGAACGGAAAGCAAACCGUCGCGAGGUCAUGCAGCAAGGGACAGCUCUGACCCCUGGCCACGGGGAUAGCCCAGCGCCACCAGAAGUCGCGGACCCACGGCGUCCUUUCGCUCGAGCGCGUUAGCCCCCGAAGCCUCGCGACGCCUGGGCCGCCUUGGGAAGACGAGCGCAUGCGCGGGCUCGGGCGCGCUCGGCGGGUCCCCGCGUUGCCCUGGAAACCACCCGGCGCUGCCGCGACGGGCACCGGGAAAGACGUAACGUUUCAAGAUGGCGAAGGAUCUGGACGAGCUCUUGGAUGAAGUCGAGUCCAAAUUUUGCCGACCAGACCCACCGAGACUGGGCAUGGUUGAGCGGCCCAGAGGCUGCGGCGGCGGCAUUCUCAGCAAUGACCGGAACCGAGCCGAGGCGAAAGAGACUCUCAGAUCAGCAGAAACAUUUGAGAAAGAAGAUGAUCUUGACAGUCUUAUUAAUGAAAUAUUUGAAGAACCCAACUUUGACAAAAAACCCUUUAAAUUAAAAUCUAAAUCUUCAGGUAACACAUCUGUCAGAGCGUCCAUUCAAGGCCUUGGUAAAAGUUGCAGCCCAGUGUACCUUGGUGGAACCGCUGCUCCAUGUGGAAUUGGAACAAAUACUUCACAGAGAGCAUGUGAUCAUCUGCGUUGUAUAGCGUGUGAUUUCUGGGUUGUAAGCUACGAUGACUACAUGUGGGACAAAUCAUGCGAUUAUCUGUUUUUCAGAAACAACAUGCCAGAAUUCCACAAAUUAAAAACAAAGUUGGUAAAGAAGAAAGGAACACGAGCAUAUGCCUGCCAGUGUAGCUGGAGAAGUAUUGAAGAUCUGACUGACCUUCAGACCGAUCAACAGCUUCGUUGGGUUUGUGGUAAACAUUAAGAAUGCAGACUUUUCAUAUUCGGACUAAUGCCUGCAAUGAGAGCAAUCUCCAGUAAUCGUCAACAUUUUUAGCGAAGAUACAAAGCAGUAUCAUGCCCUUUGGAAAAAGACAAGAAAUUUCAUUCAAUGACUAUAUAGUAUAGAUUUUCAAAGACCUAAUGGACUUGAGAAGAUAAUGUGCUUUAACAUUUUGGAACUAUUUCUUUUUGCUGCAUUUCACUUAGGAAGGUAGCAAGUUAUCCAAAUUCUUUGCUAGCCACUCUCCUGUUAAAUGGAAGUUUAAUUAUGGAGUUUCAUACAAAUAUAUAGGCAUUCAUUAGCAACUGCAAAAUUAGUCACUGCUAAUACACAUAGCUAAAUAUUCCUCACUUAUAGCAUUUAAAGAGGAUAAAACUAGCCAGUGCAGAGAGGUCCCUGAGAGUUGGUGGGGAGGAGGUGUAGGCAUCAUCUCCUUUGGUCAGAUUUGUUGUUGCCAAAGAUCAGAAUUUAGAUGUGGCAGAAACCAUGUGAUCAGUGGCUAACUGAAGGAUUUGGGGGGAGCACAGGUUCAUUGUAAAUGAAAAGACUGCCUCUGUUGACCUUACCUCAGUAAUUCCAAAUGAUAUUACACACAGUAAUGAUAAGUAUAUAUUCUUAUUUUAGCUUAUUUCUUCUCCUUUUGUUCAUUUAGAUAAUCAAAGGGUAGUUUGCUAUUUUAGUAAAUAUUUAUAUAUAAAAAUUUUUUGAUGUACCUAUAAUCACAAGGAAAAAUCCUAAUACAGAUAAAUCAUUAUUGGAUUUUUUCCAAGUACUUCUCUAGCCUCCAGUGCCUAAAAUCCCAUCAAGUGAACAGCAACUGAGAUAUUUGCUCAGGCAGCCUGUUGAUUUUCUGGUGGGAUCAGGCUGACAUAUUGUUUGUCAGAUGAGAGCUUGAAAGAAGAAAUAAAUCAUAGUGGAACCAACAGGUAAUCUGUUGUGCUUCUCCUUGACAUCUCUGAGACUGGAGGAACCCUAUAAUAGCAGCACAUUCAGGAAAUCAGUUACCUCAAAAUUACCAGUUCCCAGCACCGUGAAGAAACUCUGGGGGCUUUCCAAUCUGCCAUAAGCACUUUAUUGCCUGUGUCUAAGACACAGUUCAAAUGUACGACACAAGGCAUGCUGAAAGGGAGUAACUGAAGCAGAGUUGUGAUUGCUUAGUCUUAUGAUGAAUCCAUUCCAGUCACCUUACUCAAGUAAGAAGAAAGAUCGGCCAUUAAAAUCCUUUUCCUAGCCGUGACACAUGUGCUAGUAAGUCUAGCAUUGCAGCAAAACCCAUAGUGAACUCAACAGCGGCAGAUGCUUACAUUUUUAUAUUGACAAUGUUUACAGAUUUUAUCUUUGAAUAAACAUUUUUUAUUCCCUAAAAUCUUAUCUCUGUGUAAUUGUAUGAGAAACAAGGGGAUUUGAUUGAGAUAUCAUUAGUCACAACAAUGAUGUUUUCUUUUUAUUCAAAUGAGCAAAUGUACUAAAUCAUUAAUUUGAAAAUAUUUUUUUCUCUUUUAUUAUUUCAUUACUGUCCUGUAUCUUGGAUACAUUGCUCAUGUUUGGCAUUCUGUAACAUAAUUCCCCAAUGUCGGAAAUGUACAUAUGAGUUCAUGUUUUUGUUGGCAAUUUACUUUAUAAGCUUUUUAAUAUUGCACAAUUUUUAAUCCAAAAUGUAGAAAGAAUAUUAUGUUGAAAUACCAGUGGAGGGCGCCAGGGUGGCUCAGUUGGUUGGGCAACUGCCUUCCGCUCGGGUCAUGAUCCCAGGGUCCUGGGAUCAAAUCCCAUGUUGGGCUCCCUGCUCAGUGGGGAGCCUGCUUCUCCCUUUACCUCUGCCUGGCUGUCUGCCUACUUGUGUACUCUCUCUCUCUCUGUCAAAUAAAUAAAUAAAAUAUUUUUUUAAAAUAAUAAAAAUACCAAUGGAUAAAUUAUAACAUUGAAAUUUAAGCAAAAACACAACCAUUUUAAUAACAAUACAGAAGAAAAACAUAGCUUCUGAUGAACUAUAAUUUUAAAAUGCAGUCUAUAAAACUUCCUAGAUGUUUUGCCUAUUUGUUUUUAAUGUUUAUAAUAAUUUUCUACAUUAGCAAUCAUCUGUUUUUUGUCAACUCGGUAGCUACUUUCUUUGAACUAUAUUAUACUCUCAGACCCUUAUCCUGCCUAGAAAUGAAUAAACAAUAAAUAGCUUUAUUCUGUA